AUGCAACUUAAGAAAGCUGGUAAAUGCCGCCAGGCGGUCUCUAUGACCGUCUUGGUCAGCGCUGUCCUGUCGGGUCAUACAUGGGCUGCACCGUAUACUCUACAGAGCGAUCCGUUCAAGGUGUUGGAUCCGCAGAAUUGGGUAAAUCCCGAUAACAUGACCUGGGCAGAUUACAAAACACCUCCGGGGACGUCCUGGUCUGAUCCAAGCCGUAAAGGUUCCGUUCGAAAUUUCAAUAUUGCUCUCGUGGCCGUUGACUACCCGGACGAGCCCUUCGUCAUUACGCGGGCGCCAAACUCGACCGUUUUCGGCAACCCGCAGCUAAUCGUAUCUGGUCUCGACCGUACGGAGGUCCCGGCCUUUUAUCGUGAUUUUCUAAACAAGCCCAGCGACCUCAAUCACAAUCACACUCUCCAUGAGUAUUGGAUGGAGGAUUCAGGUGGGCGAUUUGGAGUGGAUUUGACAGCUUUUGGUGCUUAUCAACUGCCCAGCCGUUCAUAUCAGUAUGGUAUUGAUGAUGAGCGGGGCGGAUUCAACGAGGGUGCUUGUCCAUCUGAAGGGCCGUGUUCUAUAGACCUGCGAACAGACGCUCUAGGAGCCUGGCGUGCCGACGUAGGUAGCGACACCGCCGAUUCCUUUGAGCUAGUCUUCAUUCUCUCGGCUGGUCAAGAUGAAUCUUCCACAUGGCAAGAGUUUGGCGAGAUGAAAUUCCUCACUCCUGAGGACGUGCCAGACGAGUUCGGGCCUCCGGGUGAUGACAGUCUCCCCAAUUAUGCCGCAACGAGAUACGUGAAUUGGACAUCUUGGCAGGCGGCGAGCGUAAUCUGGCCAAAUGCGGGCGGCGGCUCGUCCACGCAGGGAGAAAGCUCGGGGAUGUCUACCUACGCCCACGAAUUAACUCACUUGCUAGGUAUCGGCGAUAAUUAUAACAACCCGUAUAGCGACCCGCCGCGUCGCGCUUACACGGGCCCUUGGUCGAUGUUAUCCCGAGGCAGCUUCAAUGGUCCGGGCGGCCCGCACACACGAUGGCAGAUUCCAGCAACUCUUGGCGGAAGCUUGGGCUCCCUUCAUACCGUUUCGGAUAAGCUGCGCAUUAAUCUAGCUGACAACUCGAGCGUGCUUGCGGUCUCGCGUGAGGCUUUAUCCAGCUCUGGCCCCGUAGUUGCUGAGAUCACCGCGAGAUGCAUCAAUCCAGGAGAAGGGGAAUUGUUAGGUUUGCGCGUCAUUCUAGGCAAAGAUCUUUCUCCAUUCUGCAACAUCAGCACCGAUGCUCUUUGCGAUGGUGGCCGUUACAACAACUACGAUAUCGAAGUCAUUGACAGAAUGGGUGCCGACUCGUUUACUCCUGACUCGGGAGUCAUGAUCAGCAAGACUAAGGAUGUUGAUAGUGCUCCUUUCCAGUGGACAAUCGAUGCCAACCCGCAGGACAUCGAUGUCAUUGACUUCUACCGACCCGAUGGCACAGCCUCCAAGCUGACCAUUGGCGACUAUCGCCAACUAGCCGAUGCGUUGUUCCAUGCAGGCACACGAUCGGGUAGUGAGUAUGAAUACACCGACGAAGCGAAUCGGUUGCAUUUCUACAUCAUUAACAUCCGUCGCGACAACGUUGGCAUCCUUCACUACACUGUGGGUGUACGAUCGCUUGACGGUAGCGGGCCUAGCACCCACAGCGUGGAUCUAAGUGAGGGUCGAAUUGCAGAGGGACCGAGAGCUAGGGCCAGCGUUAAUGGGGUGACAUGCGCGUUCCGCUUAACCAAUUCUGGCACAUACGCGGACAAUAACGCGGCGCAUCCCCAAGAUCUGUCCGCAUAUCUGAACUCAGAUAUAUAUCGACUCAGCGCCGAGGUAGAUGGCGAGGGGUGGCGUGUCGAGGUACCAAACGCGCUGACAACUGCUAAAUUCGGCUCGUCGAGUACGGUCAAUGUAGCUGUUGGUGCUGCAGUAGAGGCCGUGAAUAGUGCAGUUGUUAGAUUAACAGCUACUUCUGAAUCCGACCCGACUAUUUCCAUCACCAAGGAGUGCCAGGUCAAGAACAACACAUUCGACCCCAACACCGACGUGCCAAACCUGAGCGAGAAGGUCUUCGUAGUGACAGGCGGCAGCGCGGGCAUCGAGUAUGGAAUAUCGGCACAUAUCCUGCAGCACGGUCCCGCAAAGCUGUAUCUUCUCGGAAAGAAAGAGGAGCACCUAACUGAAGCCGAAGAGGAUCUCAAAAAUUAUGGCGAUGUCUCACGUGUCGAAUUUAUCAAGUGCGAGCUCGAGGAUCUUAGGCAUACGGAUGAGGUAGCGCGAAACUUAGCAUCGAAACUUGAUCGUCUAGAUGAUCUUGUUCUCAAUGCCGGGCUCGGUGUUGGGAAAUACAACGAGACUAAGGACGCUCCUGACAGCCAUAUGCAAGUCAACGUGAUCGCACAACACCACCUCGCGCGAGUUUUGCUUCCGAAACUUAUCGCAACACGCACCAGCGGUGUCGAGUUUAGGGACGUCGCGGAGAUAAACCAGGAUAUUGGGCCUACUAAACUAUACUCGCGCUCUAAACUUGCGCAGGUGCUACUAUGCAGGGCAUUCAAUCGACGCAAGCAGCGUGGCGAGCUAGGUCUCGCGCCUGGGAUGGGGCCAUGGAUUAAUGCUACGCACCCUGGCGGCGUGAAUACAGAUCAGCCAGAUCAGGCUCUUGACGCAUACAGAGCCGUCGGCAGUAUACCUAUUCAGGCCGCAAGGCCGUUCAUGAAGGAGCCGGUUGAGGAAGGGUGUCAACCCAUAUUGUUCGCAGCAACGAGCGAUGCCGUCGCGGAGGGGAAUAUCGAUGGACAGUAUAUCAUACCAGAUAGGAAAGUUUCGGAUGUUAGCAAUCAGGCCAAGGAUGAGGGACUCCAGGAGAGGUGUUGGAGAUUAGUAGAGGGAAUUUUCAAGGAGAAAUUGAGAAAUCUACCUUAUGAUACAAAUUAG
Molecule: messenger RNA, 2949 nt
Organism: Daldinia decipiens
Lineage: Eukaryota; Fungi; Ascomycota; Sordariomycetes; Xylariales; Hypoxylaceae
Exons: 3
Coding region: 1-2949 (982 amino acids)
Biological process (GO): proteolysis
Molecular function (GO): peptidase activity
Source: RefSeq, a predicted model, not a curated record